CCUUCAACCCGUGGUGGUGGAACAGUUUGUUUAUCUCUGAGGUGGGCUAAUCUGGGGGUCGUUGUGUUUUUUGAUGGAAGACUUAUCGGAGGGCGUGAAAGUUGCGAGGGAAAACCAUUACUGAGUGUGUCAGGCAAAUCCAGGAACCUGACAAGAAACUGAAAUGGAGAGAGACACUUGCUCUCCUCACCCAAGAGCUGGACUUGGUGAAAUCUCUCAGUUCCACAUUGUCAUCUUUUAAGAGUGAUGCAUCUGGGAUGGAACACUCUAAAAGAGAAAAUAAUAUGUCAGUGGACCCAAAUGUGUGGCCACCAUCAACUCCUACAGAGAGUAGUAAAAGGGACUCCCCGACAGGCAAACUCCCUAAAAUAAAGAAAGUCAACCUUCCAAGUCUGUCUAAGCAAUGUUACACCAAUGUCUAAGCAAGAAAAGUAUAGCAGGUCUGCUAUUCCUGGCUCUGGUAAAAAGCCUAAGACUGAAACAAGCAAGCGUAACACACUGCAACAAAGUGAAGGAUUUAAGAUUACGGCUGAGUGUGAAAAGCUGUUAACAUCUGCCUUUGAUCCAGCAGGAUAUGACAGGAAUAGUAUGAGGCCAUUGAGAGAGAGAUUAUUUGCAAGGAAAAAUCCGAACGUACGUGGGAUGACAUUGCAGGACUCAAUGAAGCAAAAAGCUGCUGAAGAAGCUGUGUUCUGCCCUUGUGGAUGCCAGACUAUUUUAAGGGCAUCAGAAGACUUGAAGGGUGUAUUGAUGUUGGACCUCCAGGCACUGGGAAAACCCUUUUAGCAAAGGCCGUUGCCACCGAAUGUGGCACCACAUUUUUAAUGUGUCUUCCUCUACACUUACCUCAAAAUAUCGCGGUGAAUCAGAAAAAUUGGUUAGGAUUCUCUUUGAAAAUGGUGAGGGUUUUUUGUGCCAUUUUAUGGUUGUCUUCUUUUGUUUAAAGUCGUGAGAGAGCAGGGUGAGUGUACCAUCCAGCGAGUGGCCUGAUGGUACACUCAUUCAGCUCAGAUUAGUUUAGAAAUACUAACCACUGAUGCAGCUUUAUAGCAAGAUACUUGUUUUUUUGUAAACUGUAUGGCGUAGCCUGGCCCAUCAAUUACAGUACUUUGUCUGUGUAUGUCUGUUUGCCUGUCAGUUUUCUGUGGCUAUUCUGGCACAAGGUGGCCUAUGAGCAAUGCCAACAGCUUCAGCCAGAAAGGUGAAUGGCACCAUUCCUGAAUGACUUCAUUAGAGAGAUAUUGCAUGAAAACAAAUGAAAAAAGCCUAUAAUAUACUUAAGACCAGGCUUAGCCCUUUCAGCGCACCAUGACGGUGUGAAGUUACUCAGGGAUCUGUAUCCACUCCACUGUUUCUCUAAAUGCUACCCACUGUUGAAGCUAAUGCAAGAAAUUUUCUGAGUUGACGGAUUAGACCACAUGGUGUUGCCCAGCCUAUCAUUUUUUGCAGCAAAUUAUUCCACACUUGCAGGCACUUUCCUUUGUGUGAGGGUUUGCACUUUAAUUGUUCACAUCAACAAUGGUCACAAUAAUAGUUGCGUCUAUCUUUAAUGUUCAGGCUCGACAUUACUCUCCAAGUACGAUAUUCAUUGAUGAGAUUGAUUGUUUAGGCAGUAGAAGAGGAAGUGAGAGUGAACACGAAUCCAGCCGUCGAGUGAAAUCUGAGUUACUGAUUCAGAUGGAUGGUGUGGAGCAGAGAGAGUGAGAGCUCAUCAAAACUAGUUAUAGUACUUGCUGCUACAAACCAUCCUUGGGAUAUCGAUAAGCACUUCGAAGACGGCUGGAGAGAGGAUAUAUAUUCCUUACCUGAUGGUAAAGGGCGUUUGGCACUCCUAAGAUCAUCUUAAGGAUGUACACGCAGUCAGGCAUGCUUGUGAUUGGAUGAAAUUGCUGAAAAGGACUGAGGGAUAUAGUGGUGCUGAUCUAACAAAUGUAUUGCAGCUUUUGUGGUGCAUUCAUCAGUUGCUGCUGGACAUUAUGAUGCUGCCCUUCCAUGCCACAAAUACACUCCAGAGACUUCUGAGAAAGCUCUUAAAUGCAGCUGUGGCAU
Geodia barretti is the source of this 2049-nucleotide messenger RNA. NCBI's taxonomy places the organism in Eukaryota, Metazoa, Porifera, Demospongiae, Tetractinellida, Geodiidae. The record is from the annotation of a GenBank genome assembly.